This is a messenger RNA of Lodderomyces margitis, 1293 nucleotides long. RefSeq lists its product as uncharacterized. The record is from RefSeq and is a predicted model, not a curated record. Lineage: Eukaryota; Fungi; Ascomycota; Pichiomycetes; Serinales; Debaryomycetaceae. Bases 1 to 1293 code for a protein of 430 amino acids. The transcript has a single exon.
AUGUCUGGAUCAGAUACCGCCCUUCUCAUUCUAUUGAUCAUAACGUUGUCGUUAACGGUAUUUACCCUACUUAUGAUUACCUCCCUUACGGACCCGUACUGGUAUUUACAUAUUUUGCCCUUUACACCUCGUUAUAUAAAGAAGGUUAGGAGCCAGCGUAUGUCAUCAAUCGACUUAGACUUGGAACAGCAAAGUAUUUCAAAUGUGGACGAAUCAGGGAGCCAUAAUUCGACAACCAAUGGUUCAAAUAUUGCAUUGGAUAGUUAUCCCAUGGGCUCAUCAGUUCUGGAGAGGAAUAACAAUGUGCAUGGAAACCAGCUUAGUGGAAAUGAAUCUGCUGAAGUAGCUUCUGAUUCCUCAAGCAACAUUGGUUCUCAUUGUGAAACAGCAGCCCCAAUUCCACAAACCCCUGUCGUGAGAAAUAUACCAGCAACAGCAGAUGAUACCUAUGAGAGUAUAGGGGGUUUUGGAAGUACUUCCGAGGAGGUUGGUGGUAUGGAACGGAGGCAGACUUUAGACUAUGGUUCAGCGAUGAAUCUUUCCAGAUUCGAAGUUAUUGGCACAUCUACAGAUGCUGUUUUGACCAACGAAGAUGGCAAUGAGGUGCUUCAUCAAACCAUAGAUGAAAGUCAAGUUGCAAAUCCAACAAUAAUUGCUCAUCCAGCUACAUCUACAUCUGUAUUUGACUCAGCUCAAAUUCAAUCAACUCCCAGCACACUUUUACUUGAAGAAGAAACCAAUGAAGGUGUCAAAAAAAAGGCGAACACCGAGUUAAUUCGAGAAGCAGCUGAUCAACUUUCUGACAACUUUAUAAGAAUCGGAGACUUGGUGAUUGUAAUCAGACCUUUUGUUGGCGCAAAGAAGUCUGAUUUUUCUUUAUUACAACCAGGUGACUUGAUUCGAGUCAAUAAGUUCUAUGUCGUGGACCAGGAUUUAGAAUGUGGCACGCCUCUCAAAUCAAAAAGCUCCAAAUUAGCUGAGCAAAACUCAAUCAUUCCUAAAGGAGUGAUUGGUUUGGAAAAUUUAAGUAAUUCACUGCUGGAGGAUGACAGCUCUCUGGAAGAUGGCCAGACUCAGGAAAUGACUGUGACAAAGACCGAUGCUAUAUACAAUAAAUUGUAUUGUACCGGCUUGCUUUUAAGUACGUAUCUCAAGGAGUCAACAUCACAGGAGUUGAUUUGGCGCCAAAGGGAAAGGUCAGAUGCAACUGAUGUAAAUUCGCUGACAAGAGAUUUUCCUUUAAAUGUGGUUACUUUGGAAGAAACUUUGAUCAGAGGAACAUCAAGAAAAUGA